AGACUUCCCGACGGGCCAAAGGGACCAGAGGCGGAGGAGCCACCGCCCGCGCAGGGACCCACGGGAGCAGCCCCCCUCCCCCCAGGGGGGACAGUAAGACAACGGAGGCCAGCAGCGAGGACCGCGGGGAGUGAAGAGCUCCCCAGGCCCCGCCCUGCCCGGUAGCGAGCCUCUCUGCUCGCGGUGGACUCUGGACAGGAGAGCGCGCGCACGGCUAUAGGAACCCUCGGGCUCUGCGACAGAAACUCAAUCCCCUCGCCGAGGGCAGUGCCCAACAGGAAGCGGAGGAUGUGCAGGGCGCAUGCGCGCUCUAGGCUCUGCCCCCUUCGGCGGCCCGUUCUUCCCCCAAUCCCCCCAUUAGGCCCGGGACGUCCAGACUGCGCCUGCGUUGGCGUGCGGAGCUGUCCGACAGAAAAUCCCAGAGGCCUCCGCGCGGAUCUCGGCCUUUGUACCCGGCCGCGGGCCGAGCUCCGGGCGCGCAGGCGCAAAUCCACCGGGGCAAGGGAGCGGGAAGCUGCCACGGCUGGAGUUUCCAGAGUUGCGAGAGGGAGCGGAGGCCUCAUGUCUCUGAACCUGGUUCUUCCCCCUGAGGGCCUGGAGGAGGAGGAGGAGGAGGAGGACGAAGCAGUCCGCCAGGCCGCCGUGUCCUUCCGGGACGUGGUCGUGGACUUCACCGAGGAGGAAUGGGGGCGCCUGAGCCCGGCGCAGUGGCAGCUCUACAAGGAGGUGAUGCUGGAGAACUACCGGAACCUCGUGUCCCUGGGGCUAAUAGAGGACAAACCAGGCCUGAUCUUCCGGCUGGAACAAGGGGAAGAACCACCUGCCUCAGACACGCAGGGAGAGGCCCCAAAGAGCCCCCACACCUGGGAAGGAGAGGCUUCUGCUGGGCAUCCAGGAGCCCCUGGGUGCCCCAGCCCAGCUGGGCCCUCAGCCUGGGAUACUAGAAUUACAAGCCAGGAAGAGUCACAUCUUGAACAAGCAGAACAAGGACUACCAGAAACUUUAGUGGAAAGCCCCAGGAGGGAUCUUAUUCGACAGAUCCCUGAAUUUUGGGAAAGUCCUAUCCAGGAGAUCAUAUUACGGACACAAAUAGGAAACUGUGUUGGGGAGACUCCACAGAAACAGUCUUGGGAGAGUCCUAUUCAAGACCACUCAUUAUGGAAACAAAUAGGAAACUUUGCCAGAAAGUCUCCAAGGAAACAAUUCUGGGAGGGGCCUGUCCAAGAUAUAGCAUUAUGGAAACAAAUGGGAAACCUUGCAGGAGAGACACCAAGGAAACAAUUUUGGGAAAGUCCUAUCCAAGAUAUCUCUUUAUGGAAACAAAUAGGAAACCUUACAGGAGAGAAUCCAAGGAAACAAUUUUGGGAGAGUCCUGUCCAAGAUAGCUCUUUAUGGAAACAAAUGGGAAACCUUACAGGAGAAACUUCAAGGAAAUUCCUUUUUCAGGAAAAGGGUUUCCAUGACUCAACUGUCCUCUACAAGAAAAAUCCCACUGAACAGGGAGACUAUGAAAGCACUGACUUUAGUAAAAGCUUUAAUCAGAACAUUCCCAAGCACAAAACAUCAUGGGAUUAUAAUGAAUAUGGGAAUCUCCCCCAUUACUACACACUUUUUAAUCCGUAUCAGAGAAAUGAACCAUGUGACUUGAAAGGUGGACAGGAUUUCAGCAAGAAUUCAUUUCUUAUUCAAAAUCAGAGAAUUUGUGCUGAAGAUAAACCUUAUCAAAGUGAAGGAUGUGAGAAGGCUUUCACCAACUAUUCAGACAUUAUUAAUCAUGAAAGAACUCAUGGUGGAGAGAAACAUUACAAGUAUAAGCAACGUGGAACAACUUUUAUGUGGAGCUCAGUUCUUACCGAACACCAGAAAAUUCAAAUUUGUGACAAACCCUAUGAAUAUAAGGAUUUUAGGGAGGUCUUUGGCCAGAAUUCAGACAUUACUAAAUAUGAAGGAAUUCAUAGUGGAAAGAAACCAUCUGAGUAUAAUGACUGUGGGACAGCCUUUAUUUGGCACUCGGACCUUAUGGAACAUCAGAGAAUUCUCACUAGUGAGAAACCUUAUGUUUGUAAGGUAUGUGGAAAAGCCUUUAGCCAGAACUCAUCCCUUACUCAACACUUCAGAAUUCAUACUGGAGAGAAACCUUAUAAAUGUAAAGACUGUGGCAAAGCCUUCAGGCAAAACUCACAUCUUGUUCGACACCAGCUAAUUCACACUAGAGAAAAACCUUAUGAAUGCCAGGAGUGUGGGAAGGCCUUUAGUCAGAGCUCAGAUAUCAUAUAUCAUGGAAGAAGUCAUGAUGGAGGGAUUUAUUACAAGUGUGGGCAAUGUGGAAAGGCCUUUACAUGGAGUGCCAUUCUUACUGAACAGCAGAAAAUUCACUCUUUUGAAAAAUCCUAUAAAUAUAAGGAGUUUGGAGUGGCCUUCAACCAGACCUCAAACAUUAUUAAAUAUGAAGGAAUUCAUAGUGGAAAGAAACCAUUUGAGUGUAAAGACUGUGGGGCAGCCUUCAGUUGGCACUCAAACCUCUUGGAACAUCAGAGAACACACACAGGUGAGAAACCUUAUGAAUGUAAGGUAUGUAGGAAAGCCUUCAGUCAGAGCUCAUCCCUUACUCAGCACUUCAGAAUUCAUACUGGAGAGAAACCUUAUAAAUGUAAAGACUGUGGCAAGGCCUUCAGACAGAACUCGCAUCUUAUUCGACAUCAACUGAUUCACACUAGAGAGAAACCUUAUGAAUGCAAGGAAUGUGGAAAGGCCUUCAGCCAGAGCUCAGACAUUAUUAAACAUGAAAGAAUUCAUAGUGGAAAGAAACCAUAUGAGUGUAAGGAGUGUGGGGCAGCCUUCAGUUGGCGCUCAUACCUCAUUCAACAUCAGAGAACUCACACAGUUGAGAAACCUUAUGAAUGCAAGGAAUGUGGGAAGGCCUUUAGCCAGAGCUCAUCCCUUAUUCAGCAUCACAGAAUUCAUACUGGUGAGAAACCUUAUGAAUGUAAAGAAUGUGGGAAGGCUUUUAGUCAGAGAUCAUCCCUUAUUCAACAUCAUAGAAUUCAUACAGGAGAGAAACCUUACAAAUGUAAGGAUUGUGGGGCAGUGUUCAGUGGGCAUUCAGGCCUUAUCCAACAUGAGAGGAUUCACACUGGUGAGAAACCUUAUGAAUGUAAGGAAUGUGGAAAAGCCUUUAGGCAGAGCUCAGCCCUCAUACAUCAUCAGAUAAUUCAUACUGGAGAAAAACCUUACAAAUGUAAAGACUGUGGGAAGGCUUUCCGCUGGAAUGCAGUUUUUAUUGAACAUCAGAAAAUCCACACUGGAGAGAUACCUUACGAAUGUAAAGAAUGUGGCAAGGCCUUCAUCCAGAGAGCAGCACUUACCCAUCAUCAGAGAAUUCAUACUGGAGAGAAGCCUUACAGAUGUAAGCAGUGUGGGAAGGCCUUCAUCCAGAGAUCAUCCCUUACCCAUCAUCAGAGAAUUCAUACUGGAGAGAAGCCUUACAAAUGCAAGCAGUGUGGGAAGGCUUUUAUCCAGAGAUCAGACCUGACACGACAUCACAUAAUUCAUACUGGAGAGAAACCUUAUGAAUGAAAGAAUUUGGGAAAGCUUUCCUCUAGACCUUGGCCCUUGUUAAAUACCAAUAAAGCUAUACUGGAGGGGGAAAAAUUGAGUGUAAGGAUCAAGGAAAAGAUUUCAGUUGGGUCUUGGCCUUUGUAGGAUGCAAAUUAAUUCAUGGUAUAUGAACCUGAUUGUGGAAACAUCCUUUUUAUUCAACUGAAAAUAUUAAGAAAUCAUAUUCCUUCCAGUCUAAAGCUCUUUUAACACUUUUCCCUUUAGAAAAGAAGCUUAGGUCUUGGGAAUGGGGAUUAAGGAUAGUAACCAAACUUAGAACGAAGAAAUACCUGUUAGUGAGUUGAAAUCCUUGCCUUCCUCAUCCUUUAAGUGACUGGUGCUAUGACCCACUCAAGGGCAGUGACCUCUUUUCCAUUUAAGGAUUAAGAUAUUGAACAUAGGUAGGAAGCCCUUUCCAUUCUUUACUGGAAGUGGUCAAGGAAGGAAUAUAGUAAUUUUAGUUGAGGUGUAAGUGACUAUUGUUCUAGAAUGUUGACUUCCUCCACCAAAAAAACCACCCCAACAACCUUUUUUAAAAAAAAUUGUAACUUUUUUCUUAUUCAAUAUUCCUAUAAAUGUUACCUCAAAAUUAUCUUGGGGUAGAGAGAUGUCCUGGGAAUUACAUCAGUGUGGACAUCUCUCUUUCCAAGAUAGAAAUACUUGGAUUUACAAUACUGUUUAAUAAAAUUGGUUCUGGCAAUCUUGUGCCUAAAUAAAAA
This is a messenger RNA of Monodelphis domestica (gray short-tailed opossum), 4316 nucleotides long. RefSeq lists its product as uncharacterized. Gene Ontology annotation, cellular component: nucleus. Gene Ontology annotation, molecular function: DNA-binding transcription factor activity, RNA polymerase II-specific; RNA polymerase II transcription regulatory region sequence-specific DNA binding. Lineage: Eukaryota; Metazoa; Chordata; Mammalia; Didelphimorphia; Didelphidae. Gene Ontology annotation, biological process: regulation of transcription by RNA polymerase II. The record is from RefSeq and is a predicted model, not a curated record.